UAUUAUUACCCCCUUAAUCCAACGGACCCAACAUCUCCCUGCUUCUCUGCUACACCAGGGGAGAAAAUCAUCACACUCUCACACAAUCUUCUCUGCCGUCUCCGGCUGUCUUUCCGAAUUUCCAAUUCUGCCACCUGUCUGUGUUCUGAUUCUCCAUAUUUGAUGUGAUGGCUGAUUCGGACAACGAUUCGGGAGGACACAACAAUAGCAACGCAAACAGCGAGUUGUCGGCGAGGGAGCAAGACCGGUUCUUGCCGAUAGCGAAUGUGAGCCGGAUCAUGAAGAAGGCAUUGCCUGCGAAUGCCAAGAUAUCGAAGGAUGCCAAAGAGACGGUGCAGGAGUGCGUGUCGGAGUUCAUAAGUUUCAUCACGGGAGAGGCGUCAGAUAAGUGUCAGCGUGAGAAACGGAAGACGAUUAACGGCGACGAUUUGCUGUGGGCCAUGACGACUUUAGGAUUCGAGGAGUACGUGGAGCCUCUCAAGAUUUACUUGCAGAAGUACAGGGAGAUGGAAGGGGAGAAGUCCACGUUGGGGAGAGACAAAGAUGGUGGUGGUAGCGGUGGAGUUGGCGGUAGUAGUGGUGGUGGCGGUGGUGGGAGUGGAGGGGUGAGCUCAAGUGGACCCGGUAGUGCUGGUGGAUAUAAUGGAGGGAUGUAUGGUGGGAUGAUGAUGAUGGGUCAUCAAGGACACGUGUACGGUUCUGGUGGGUAUCAUCAUCAAAUGGGUGUCGGGAAUGCUAGUAGUGGUGGUGGAGGAGGAAGUGGUGCAGCUGUUAGAUCAAGUUAGGUCUUUUAUGAGGCAUUGACUUAUGGGGAUGUAGAAGAUACAUAGACCUUAAUUGUACUUUGUUAAGUAAUCUUGUAUUUUAAUGUCUUUUUAUAUAUUGUGAAUUAUUGUGACUUCUAGUAUUGAUCUCAUCUGUGGUUUGAAUUGGUAAAAGCAUCUGUUGAAGUUGUAAAUUGGGGAAAAAAUAGUUGAACAGACAGCUAGCUUUGAGUUCUGACAGAUGCUUAAGAAAAGUAUUGAUUGUUCGGACAUGUUCUUUUUGAGGAAGGAAAGUGGGAGAUAUGUAAUGUAGAAAACUCCCCAAAUCUGCCAUUUGUCCAUCUCUGAAUGAUUUAUAACUUUUUAUGUAAUGUAACAAAUGAAGAAAGAGUAAAGAUUGCUGCUUUCUGUUA
Mangifera indica (mango) is the source of this 1177-nucleotide messenger RNA. Its product is annotated as nuclear transcription factor Y subunit B-3-like. The transcript has a single exon. Gene Ontology annotation, biological process: regulation of transcription by RNA polymerase II. The record is from RefSeq and is a predicted model, not a curated record. Lineage: Eukaryota; Viridiplantae; Streptophyta; Magnoliopsida; Sapindales; Anacardiaceae. Gene Ontology annotation, molecular function: DNA-binding transcription activator activity, RNA polymerase II-specific; protein heterodimerization activity; RNA polymerase II cis-regulatory region sequence-specific DNA binding. Bases 168 to 785 code for a protein of 205 amino acids. Gene Ontology annotation, cellular component: CCAAT-binding factor complex; nucleus.